Myripristis murdjan (pinecone soldierfish) is the source of this 2323-nucleotide messenger RNA. RefSeq names its product ring finger and FYVE-like domain containing E3 ubiquitin protein ligase (gene rffl). Gene Ontology annotation, cellular component: cytoplasm; plasma membrane. Gene Ontology annotation, biological process: protein K48-linked ubiquitination; negative regulation of extrinsic apoptotic signaling pathway via death domain receptors; proteasome-mediated ubiquitin-dependent protein catabolic process. The record is from RefSeq and is a predicted model, not a curated record. The transcript is spliced from 8 exons. NCBI's taxonomy places the organism in Eukaryota, Metazoa, Chordata, Actinopteri, Holocentriformes, Holocentridae. Gene Ontology annotation, molecular function: ubiquitin protein ligase activity. The coding region runs from base 874 to 1839 and encodes 321 amino acids.
UAUUUUACCAUCGUCCCGGUCUCUUAUUGCUAAUUUGCUCAUACCCAUUUUUGCCGUGUUUUUGAAAGUGAUGAAGUGAAUUUGCGGGUUUCCACAGUGUGAAUGCGUUUGGUUCUUUUCUUCAUAAUGAGGUUUGUUGUUUCUCCCUGCAGCUUUGUUUCUGUAGGGCUGCCCAGCCAGAAGACUGCAGAAUGCCAGACAAAUGAAAAUCUUUAUGAAAAGUAAAAGCAAAAGAAAGAACAGGCUGUCCGCGGCAGCACAGAUCAAACAGGAGGCUCUAGCGCCAUCUAAUGUCUAAAGUCCACACAGCAAGCUAAAAACUUUGAUGUUUAUAAGUUUUCAUGGCUUCGAUCCUUGAAUUAUGUACAAAUGUAUUUUGCAGCCAAAGUGUUUUUCCCAAAGUUAGCCGGACUUUCUGUGGGACAGGGUUAAAGUCGGGCAGCUGCUCGGAGGGCCGCUGGUGAGGCCGCAGAGGAAGUGCGUUCUGCAUGUUCUGCAUUGAGGAACCAGUUUGUCCCUUGAAGAACAGGAGCGUUUCCUCGUCGAUCCGGUAUCAGGUGUUAUCGGAUCAUGUUGGUGUGUGUGUGUGUGUGUGUGUGUGUGUGUGUGUCGGUGUGUGUUUCCUGGACUGUGUGUCCUGACAUGGAGGAGAGUCCCGUCCCGUUCUUCCUGCUCCACUGAGCCUAGCCGCUUCUCUCUGACUUCACUUUAAUCCCCAUUAUCCACAUUUCCCCGGGCCAGGCAGCGGGCCGGGCAGCGGGCCAGGCAGCGGGCCGUGAGGGAGCCGCUGGCCGGGCACGGAGCCCCGGAGGCGGCUGACAGCUCAGAGACCUGCGGGCUGCUCGCUAGCAGGCGGAGCCGCGCCGAGGCAGAAUGUGGGCGUCUUGCUGUAACUGGAUGUGUAUGGACUCAGCCAAUGAGGAGCAGGUGGGCGGGGCUCGGCGUCAGCAGUCUUACACCAACUCUGCAUUCAGCAGUCAGCCGUCACCUGAACACACCUGCAAGGCCUGCGGGGGGCGCUUUGACACACCUGCCAGGAAGCAUGUCUGUGUGGACUGUAAGAAGAGUUUCUGCGGUCGCUGCUCCGCCCAGCUGGAGCCCCGCCCCCGCCUGUGUCACACCUGUCAGCGUUUCUACGGUAACCUGUUGGAGCGGGCGGAGCUGAUGAAGCUGAAGGUGAAGGAGCUGAGGGACUACCUGCACCUGCACGAGGUCUCCACUCACCUGUGUCGGGAGAAGGAGGAGCUGGUGGAGCUUGUCCUUGGUCAGCAGAUGACUCCUUCCAGUGAUGUCACUCCUGGGACUCUGAGCCCUGACCCCCCGACUGCGACCCCCGAUCCUCCCGCCGCGACCCCCGACCCGCCCAUCCUGCCCCCCGCCCCCCCCUUCACACAGCCCGACCCCCCCGCCGCACCCGACAGCCCCGAGGACGAACAGAGCUCGGACGCCGAGGAGGUGCAGGUCGCCGGGCGCCGCGCCUCCCUCUCCGACCUGACCUGCGAGGACGACAUCGAGGCGCUCAGCGUCCGCCAGCUCAAGGAAAUCCUCGCCAGGAACUUCGUCAACUACAAAGGCUGCUGCGAGAAGUGGGAGCUGAUGGAGCGGGUCACCCGGCUGUACCAGGACCAGCAGAACCUGGCCUCCAGCGCUGCAGACACUUCAGAGGGAGGCGGUGGUCUGGAGGAGAACCUGUGUAAGAUCUGCAUGGACUCUCCCAUCGACUGCGUGCUGCUGGAGUGUGGUCACAUGAUCACCUGCACCAAGUGCGGCAAGAGGAUGAACGAGUGUCCCAUCUGCCGCCAGUACGUCAUCCGAGCCGUGCACGUGUUCCGCUCCUGAACGCACCAGCACACCUGCCGCCAGGAAACUCCAGCGGUCCACUCCUCUGAAAGGGAACCUCUGCAGGGCAACACAAGGCUUUUAUUUUGUAAAGUGUAUUUUUCUAGGAUCAAAGUGUUCUUAUCAGCUGUGACGUCGCCGGCGGUUUCCUGGCGGCUGCUGCGGUUUGCUGCCUGCUGAUGGGAUUACUCAGAUUACAGCGAGCCGCAGGCCUGCAGGCUGGGAGACAGGAAGCUGCUUCUCUGAAGGACUGGAGUCUCAGCCCGGCCGCCUGCACUCCCAGCAUGCCUUGUGCCUUAGCCGGCGGCUCGCUGUCACUCUGACUCCACCCCCCCACACCCCCCCCACACACCCCCCCCCCCCCCACGCACAUCAUCAACACUUCCUCUAAGAAAAGAAUCAUCAUGAUAAUUUUAUUUAUUCAGCACUCUUCAGGUUUAAGCAGGAAGUGCUUUUCAGAUUAAAAGAUUUUAUAAAUUAAAAA